Molecule: messenger RNA, 3675 nt
Organism: Monopterus albus (swamp eel)
Lineage: Eukaryota; Metazoa; Chordata; Actinopteri; Synbranchiformes; Synbranchidae
Gene: ncapg2
Product: non-SMC condensin II complex, subunit G2
Exons: 27
Coding region: 145-3570 (1141 amino acids)
Biological process (GO): mitotic sister chromatid segregation
Cellular component (GO): nucleus; condensin complex
Source: RefSeq, a predicted model, not a curated record
CCAUGACGCACGGAAGCGACUUAAAUUUUCGCGGUUUCACUGUGUGGGUGUUGUUUUGGAUGGUAGAUGUUGCUUCACAAAACGAAAUAAAAAGGUUUACGUGAAAUCUCCCCCUGGCUUCGUAUUGCUUGGGAAACCGAAAAUAUGUCCAAACGACAGGCUUUUUUAGAAUCUGUUUGUAAAGAAAAUGUGAAGGACUUCCUUCAUUUUAUCCAGCUACAUGAGAACAAAGUGGAGCCCUUCGAUGUGGAGGAAGUAGUGCAGGAGAUGUCCAGAGACCAGAAACGGGCUCUAUGGGGACAACUGGCUGUGCUCCUGAGAGACAUUCUGCUGGAGUUGCCUCUUGAUCGCUGGGAGGCGGGCGUGAAAGUGAAGUCAGCUGCAAACCCUGAGAGUUUACAAAAACAUGUCAUGGCUGUUGUUGACGGCGUAACACUAGUGGCUUCGCUGUCUCUAAAGGUCUUAGAAGAUGUGGACACCUACAGUGCCCUUCUGGAAAUUGCCCACAUGCUUCAUGAUGUACUGAUGUUUGAUCAGGUCUCACAGGAGCCACUGCAGUGCCAUAUCCACAUACUGUUCAUUGACUGGUGGACAAAGGGGCUGAAGGAGAAAGAAAAGUUUGGUCGCACUGCUUUCCUUGUCUCUUUGCAGAAAAGCUUAACAUUGAAGAAACCGGGUAUUGAGAUUCAAAGAGUCUGGAGUCUCCGUGAUGUCCUUAUGAGUCUGGACUACACAUCAGAAGACAACAGGCAGAUAAUCGACUUGUUACUUAAAUGCUUUCAACAUCCUGUUUUCAUUAGACAUGAUGAAGGAAAGCGAUUCCUGGUUUAUAUAUUCAGCUGGAAUGUCAGCUUCAUCAGGAUUAUUCAGGGCACUAUCAAAGACCAGCUGGCGGUGUUCAGCAAGUCCACAACUACUCAUAUUACAGAGAUCUACUUCAGAGCAUGGAAGAAGGCCAGUGGGGACUUCGUGGAGAAGAUUGAGAGCUCAUGUAUUCAAGAUUUUAUGCAGAAUGCCAUCUUUCUUCAUAGAGCAUCUCCUGUCCUUUCAAAAGUCCGACAGAUUUUGAGCUAUUUCCACACAAAGAAGGACAGUCACACUGUGGACAAGAUGCUCUGUAAUCUCUACAGACCCAUUCUCUGGACCGCUCUAAGUGUUCCUAACUUCGAGGUGCGUGCAAAUGCCACUUGGCUUUUCACAGAGGCCUUCCCAGUCCACGACCCGGAUCAGAGUAGCCAAAGCCUAGAUGAGGAGGUUCAAGAGCAGCUGGACAAAGCAAUGGGCCUCCUUGAAGACCCCCAUCCCACUGUGCGCUCCAUAGCCAUCCUGGGAGUCUGUAAGGUUUUGGCUAAGUGCUGGGAGCUUCUUCCUUCAGCAGUCAUCACAGAGUUCUUGAAGAAGCUGGUGACGGAGCUUGCUUCUGAUGCCAGCUCCUCUGAUGUUCGUUGCUCUGUCUUCAAGAGUCUAACUAUCUUACUGGACAACACUCUCAGUCACCCACUAUUGGAAAAACUCCUGCCCUUGUGCAAGUACAGCCUUCAUGACAAUUCUGAGAAAGUCCGUGCAGCUUUCCUUGACAUGCUUAUCAAGGUCAAAGAAGUUCGUGCUGCAAAGUUUUGGGAUAUCUGCAACAUUGACCAUCUCCUGGGCCGCCUGGCUCUUGAUCCACAGUCUGUCUCUGGACGAAUUGUCAGUCUGCUCUUCAAGUCCUUCUUCCCUGUGAAUGAGUCAGAGAAAGAGUGGUGCAGCCGCUGCAUCACCCUCAUCAAGAUGAAUCCCAUGGCUGCCAGGAAGUUCUAUUCGCAUGCCUCCAAUCUCACAACCCCAACUAACAUCUUAAAGCUGAUGUUGGCCAUUCGCCGUUUUCUGAACAGCUGCAUCCAGAUGAACAGAGACCAAGUCAGUGAGAACAGUGAGAACAGUGAUGUCAACGACGAUGAUGACACAGCUCAGCUAGUUCUGUUGGGGAAAGACACAGAUGUCAUGUCCAGUCUGCUGGAGGUCGUGGUCAUCCUGUGGAGAAGUGUUAAGAAGUCCAUGGAGCUAAAUAACAAUGCCGAGAGGUUCAUUUUUGCUAAAUUUGGAAAUGUCAUCGACAAGUAUUUCCAGGCCUUUCAGGAUGAGCGAUGUAUUGUUUGUCUCAUACAAAUGGCCUCACUUUUGCCUGCAGAUCAAGCUACAGGAUUCAGCUCUACCGUUCUGCCUAGGCUGAAGAGCAUGGACCCAGGAGCUAUGCCAAAACAGUACGGCCAGCUGUUAGACUGCAUGUGUAGCUGGGGCUGGGCUGCUGACUUGGUCAGUCUCAUCACUGACUGGCUAUCUGAAGCUCUGCCCUUGAAAGAGAAGAACGUGACUCCCAAGCGACAGAAGCGUUUCCAGAAGACGGUCGACGCCAAACCAGACCUGGCACUGACUUAUCUGGACUACCUGCUCAGCCACACAUCAGUGCGAGAGAAGAUCCUCGCUCUUAGUGAGAGAUCACUGAAGCAGCUCCAUGCAGUUCUAGGACGCUGGAAGUCGGUGCUGUACACUCAUCUCACCUCCAACACAGAGGAUCCUAACAGCCCCAGCGCAGAGACGGCACUGAGAGCCUUUGCGCAUUUCGGCCAACUUGCUGCACAUCUGCAACAUAAAUUCUCAGCAGCUCGUGACUACCUGCUAUCGUUGGAGCAUAUGUCAACUUGGGUAGCUGACGUGGUGUUGCCCUGCCUGUGCGAUGCUGGGGCGGAUUCAGAGAAGUCGCAGCGAUUGGCCACACAGAUAACUGAGAGCUUUUUGACUGUGUGCCGAGAUGUUUUGCUUGUGGGUUUGGGUGACAAAAUAUUCAAGGUUGAAAUCCUGCACUUGUGCUCAGGCAUCCUCCUCUCAGAGACGGGCUACCUGCAUAUUCAUGCAGUGCUGCCAGUAUUGAAAGAGGUGGCAGACAGCUGUGUACCCGAGGAUAGCCACGAGGCUCUGGAGAAUCAGGAGAUUACAACCACUACCAUUAUGGAAAUGGUGGUCGGCCUUUUUGACAACAUUGUACAAAAGUUAUGUCGCUACCUUAGGAAGGAACCAGAGGAAGGAAAACAGCUGUGUCAGUCAGUUGUUCCUGGUCUGACAGACUUCGUCAAAGUGGCUGCGACCUGGGACAGAGAUGCUCUCUGUGGCGUUUUCAGUACUGUUUUUGCUGUCUUCAUCGCAGAAGUGGCACGUUUGCUCCAGAAGAUCACCAAUCCUGAUGAGUUGGUCACCCCACAGUCUGUGAAGGAUAUGCCUCCUCUGUCCAGCAUCAUGUUGUCUGUCAUUCUCCCAUCACCUUCUGUUAGCAGGGCGUUUUUGACAGCGGUCAGCUCAACUCUGACUUCUGCAGAUAUCAGUGAUGUGAAAGAACUAACUGCCACCACGCACGUCUUGGCUGUCAUCAGAGACUCAGCUAAAUCUAAAGGAGGCUUGAAGAGCGCUGCCACAUCUCUCCUGCUGCAGCUUCACAAACAUGCAGUCACAUCAGCAGACAGCAGAGACAUUCACAGGGUUAUGUAUGAAUCAUCUGUGAAGACUGUUAAAGAAAUACUGGAUUUAUUUCCUUAGAAGUGACCAGUGUGAUAUUGUAAAGCUGGGGGCAGACAUUUUCAGAUAAAAAAAAUGACCCAGUACAUUUUUGGAAAUUUGAGUACAUUUUGAUAAAAAAAAAAA